AUAUUUGAAACUUGAAUUCAAGGGUGAGAACCUACCUACUCCUACUAAUUAACCUCCCAUUGUGCAAAUGGAGAACCAGAAGGAGGUGAUUGUGGGAAAGGUAUGUGAAAUCUAUGCCAAAAUCUCUAAGUUAGAAAAUCUCAAUCCUUCAAACCAUGUCAAUGAACUCUUCACCCAACUUGUUACCACUUGCACUACCCAUUGUGAACUAGAUGUUACUUUGCUUUCCCAAGAAGUUAAAGAAACUAUAGCUAAGCUAAUUAAGCUUUGUGGGAAAGCAGAGGGACUUCUUGAAAGCCAUUACUCUGCUAUCAUAGGAUCUCAUGAGAAUCCCUUAAACCACAUCAAAAGCUUCCCUUACUACUCCAAUUACCUCAAACUUAGCCAUUUAGAAUUCACCAUGCUGACCUCACACUGCACUCAAGUUCCUUCCCAACUUGCUUUCAUUGGCUCAGGUCCCCUUCCUCUCACCUCAAUCAUGCUAGCAACCUUUUACAUGAAAAACACAUGCUUCCACAACUAUGACAUGGAUCCAUCUGCAAAUGCUAAAGCUUAUGAUUUGGUCUCAUCAGAUCCUGACUUGUCAAAAAGAAUGUUCUUCCACACUACUGAUAUUGCACAUGUUUCAAAUGCUCUUAAGGAGUAUAAUGUUGUGUUUCUGGCUGCACUUGUUGGCAUGGACAAGAAGGGGAAAGAAAGUGUCAUCAAUCACUUGGCGAAACACAUGGCUCCUGGUGCUGUUUUGGUUCUGAGGAGUGCACAUGGAGCUCGAGCGUUUCUGUAUCCGGUUGUUGAUCCUUCUGAUCUCAAAGGUUUUGAGGUUCUGUCAGUUUUUCACCCAACUGAUGAGGUUAUAAACUCUGUUAUUGUUGCAAGGAAGCAUUCGGUGAAUCCAGGGAUUUUACUAUCUAGCAAAUGUCAUGAAUUGGCUGCUGAAGGUUUUAACACGUUGAACCAUAGGAAUGUGAUUGAUGAGUUGAGUUUGACCAUUGAUGAGCAUGCUUAAUUGAUUCUUGAUUAUGCAUGUUAGUUAUGAUUUAUGCCAUGCUAUGAGCAGGCUUGGUUCUUAUGUUUGAUUCCUGUUGUUGUUGAAUGAUAAAAAAGCUAAUUUUCUACUGA
Messenger RNA from Lotus japonicus, 1119 nucleotides. Its product is annotated as nicotianamine synthase-like. The record is from RefSeq and is a predicted model, not a curated record. Gene Ontology annotation, biological process: nicotianamine biosynthetic process. The coding region runs from base 68 to 1006 and encodes 312 amino acids. Lineage: Eukaryota; Viridiplantae; Streptophyta; Magnoliopsida; Fabales; Fabaceae. Gene Ontology annotation, molecular function: nicotianamine synthase activity. The transcript has a single exon.